Messenger RNA from Carica papaya (papaya), 2509 nucleotides. RefSeq names its product Tetratricopeptide repeat (TPR)-like superfamily protein. Gene Ontology annotation, molecular function: zinc ion binding; protein binding; RNA binding. The record is from RefSeq and is a predicted model, not a curated record. Lineage: Eukaryota; Viridiplantae; Streptophyta; Magnoliopsida; Brassicales; Caricaceae. Gene Ontology annotation, biological process: RNA modification.
UCUGGGUAUUGUCGACAUGGAAGCGUAAGUGAAGCACUUGAACUGUUUUGGGAAAUGCAGUUGGAGGGGCAAAGACUAACCCAGUUCACAUUGGGAAGUGUUCUUAGCAUGUGUUCAAUGAUGGGUUUGCUCCAAAGAGGAGAGCAGAUUCAUGGUUAUGCAAUAAAGACCCAGUUUGAUUUCAAUGCUUUUGUUGUUACAGGUCUUGUUGACAUGUAUGCAAAAUGCAAACAAAUAUCUGAAGCUGAAUAUCUCUUUAGGAUGAUGCCAGAUAGGACUAAUAAUGUUAUCUGGACUGCAAUGGUUACUGGCUACUCACAGAAUGGCAAUGGAUUUAGAGCAAUUGAGUGUUUUCGAGAUAUGAGGACAGAAGGAGUUGGGUCCAAUCAGUUUACUUUCCCUAGCAUAUUAACAGCUUGUGCUGCAGUUUUGGCACUUCGGUUUGGUACCCAGGUGCAUGGUUGCAUUGUUAGGAGUGGUUUUGGAACUAAUAUUUAUGUUCAAAGUGCCCUGGUUGAUAUGUACGCGAAAUGCGGAGAUUUAAAUGGUGCAAGGAGAGUGUUAGGGGAUAUGGAGGUUGAUGAUUUAGUUUGUUGGAAUUCCAUAAUAGUUGGGUGUGUGAGGCAGGGACUUCAUGGGCAAGCUUUGUCAUUGUUUCGAAAAAUGCACAGGAGAGCAAUGAAGGUUGAUGAAUUUACAAUUCCAUCUGUCUUAAAUUGUUUUACUUCCACAAUGGAUUUGAAAAGUGCUGAGUCUGUCCAUUGUUUGAUUGUCAAAGCAGGAUUUGAGGGUUACAAACUUGUGAGCAAUGCUCUCAUUGACAUGUAUGCUAAACGAGAAAAUUUAGAUUGUGCACUUGAGGUGUUUAACCGGAUUCAAGACAAGGACGUGAUUUCAUGGACUUCUCUUGUCACAGGGUACUCACAUAAUGGGUCCUAUUCCAUGGCACUCAAAUUGUUUUGUCAUAUGAGAAUUGCAGGCAUCAAUCCUGACCAAAUUAUUGUUGCCAGCAUUUUGAGUGCCUCUGCAGAACUAACUGCUUUAGAGUUUGGGGAACAAGUCCAUGGAAGUUUUGUUAAGUCUGGCAUUUGGUCAUCUCUAUCAGUAGAUAACUCCCUUCUGACCAUGUAUGCUAAGUGUGGGUGUAUAGAAGAGGCCAAUAAAGUAUUCAACUCUAUGCAAGUGAGGGAUGUGAUUACUUGGACUGCUUUGAUAGUUGGCUAUGCACAGAAUGGUAAAGCAAAGGACUCCUUAAAAUUUUAUGAUAGGAUGAUCGCCAGCGGAGUGAAGCCAGAUUUCAUUACUUUCAUUGGUGUACUAUUUUCCUGCAGCCAUGCUGGCUUUAUAGAAGCUGGACGUUCCCAUUUUGAAUCAAUGGGUAAGAUUCAUGGAAUCAGACCAGGGCCUGAACACUAUGCCUGUAUGAUCGAUUUGUUGGGAAGAUCUGGAAAUCUUGUUGAAGCUGAAGAACUCUUAAAUCAAAUGGAUGUUGAACCAGAUGCAACUGUAUGGAAAGCCCUCCUUGCGGCAAGCAGGAUCCAUGGGAAUUUGGAACUGGGAGAGAGAGCUGGAAAGAACCUCAUGAAAUUAGAACCCACGAAUGCUGUACCUUAUGUCAUGUUGUCAAAUAUGUAUUGUGCAGCUGGUAAAUGGGAAGAAGCAGCUAGAAUCCGGAGACAGAUGAAAUCAAGCAGCAUUAGUAAGGAAGCUGGGUGUAGUUGGAUUGAAAGGAACAGUAGAGUUCAUGCUUUCAUGUCAGAAGAUAGAAGUCAUCCAAGAACAUCAGAAAUCUAUUCCAAGAUAAAUGAAAUAUUGUUGUUAAUCAAGGAAGCUGGUUAUAUGCCUGACAUGAAAUGUGCUCUUCAUGACAUGGAUGAAGAGGGUAAGGAGCUUGGUCUUGCUUAUCAUAGUGAGAAGCUAGCCAUUGCCUUCGGGCUGCUCAUAGUACCUCCAGGAGCACCUAUUCGAAUUUUUAAGAAUCUCCGCGUCUGCGGAGAUUGCCACACUGCUAUGAAAUACAUAUCAAAAGUCUACAGUCGGCACAUAAUAUUGAGAGAUUCAAAUUGUUUCCAUCAUUUCAAAGAAGGAAGAUGUUCAUGUGGUGACUAUUGGUAGAAGUUUCACUGCUAACUCUGCUAUUUCCAUUUUCUCAUGGGUGAUUAAACUUAAUUGCUGGUGCUAACUCCUAUGUGUCAAUUCUAUAAGCCGUGAUAUUUAUAGGCUCUAUGGAAGAGAGGGAAAAAAAUGGCUCGUGCCGAUCAAUAUUUAACAGUUGUUGAAACUUAAUGAGGCAAACAAGCCGAUUCGCACCCCACAAUAGUGCAUUGAAGAUAGAAACAUCACGGAAAGUGCUGUAAUGGACUAUGCUAAAUGACACCAUCAUAUUGUCAUGCAGGAAUCAGAAAUCUACUGCUACACAUGACUUGGAGACGUUCUAUGUGAGCUCAGAGAUUUUCAGGCAUAAGGGUAACAUUUUGAGAAGGUGAUGUCAUCCGUGAUCUGACUGACA